AGGAAAUACACAUAAGGGUAAGCUUCUGGACCGUCUCGUCCAAAUUCCUUAACCAGAUUACCAGACCGGUGUCAGCGACAUCAUUUCGGAAUCGGACGGAGGAGAUCAACAAAAAGGUUUUCCGAAAUUUCGGAAGCGAAAUAUUUGAUGCCGAUGAGAGAUGCCGCCGAAGCAGCAAUCGAAGGCCGAUUUGGCGAAGAAGCAGAAGAUCGUAGAGGACAAGACCUUCGGGCUCAAGAACAAGAACAAGAGCAAGAAUGUCCAGAAGUACGUUCAGACCCUCAAGCAGUCCGUCCAGCCCCAAUCCGAUCCUUCUAAGACCGCUGCUAAGAAAAAGAAGGAGGAAGAGAAGGCUAAGGACAAGGAACUGAAUGAAUUAUUUAAGGUUGCUGUUAGUCAACCAAAAGUACCAGUUGGUGUUGAUCCCAAGUCUAUACUAUGCGAGUUUUAUAAAGCGGGGCAGUGUGCAAAAGGUUUCAAGUGCAAGUUCUCCCAUGAUUUGAAUGUUCAGAGGAAAGGAGAAAAGAUUGACAUUUACAGUGAUAAACGUGAUCAUGACACGAUGGAGGAAUGGGAUCAAGAGACUUUGGAGAAGGUGGUGGAAUCAAAGAAAAAUGAAUACCAGCAGAACAAACCGACUGAUAUUGUUUGUAAAUAUUUUCUGGAAGCAGUGGAGAAGAAACAAUAUGGUUGGUUUUGGGUCUGCCCCAAUGGUGGUAAAAAUUGCCAUUACAGACAUUCUCUUCCUCCAGGAUAUGUUUUAAAGUCUCAGAUGAAGGCUCUAUUAGAGGAAGAGGCUGAAAAAAUACCAAUUGAGGAGGAGAUCGAAAAUCAGCGUGCUAAAGUGACGACUUCAACUCCUAUGACUACUGAGUUGUUCAUGCAAUGGAAGAAGAAAAAGAUGGCAGAAAGAGAUGCCGGUUUGGAGGCACAAAUGGCAGAGCGGGCUAAAAAUGACCGUAUGAGUGGCCGUGAGCUAUUUUUGUCAGAUUCUAGCAUAUUUGUGGACGAUGUUGAGGCACAUGAGAAGUACCAAAGAGAUCAAGAACCUCCAGUUGCUGAACAGAAGGUCAGUGCCAAUUCUAACGGAGAUAGGCCAAGUGACUCAGCAACUGCUGGCGGUGGUGCCAAAGUUACCAAUGAUGAUGAUGAUGACGAACUGGACAUAGAUGAGUUAAACGAGUUAGAAGCAAGCUUAUCUAAGGUAACAAUUCAGGAGCCGGACACUGCUGCUUAAUCGAAGAGAGGCAAUCUAAAGUCUGCAUCCAUUUGUUAGUGGACUCGGUGUUAUGGACUGUAAACUUAUGGCCCCCUCAAUGAUGGCAACCUCUCUGAUGUUGCCCAAAAAGUUAUAAAGUUCACCCAUAAUUGAUCAUACUGUCCUUACGGAUCAUUAGGUGCUUUUGUGUAAUAUCUACUUUUCCAUGGAGGAUUGUCCCAUACUCGAGGACGUAAAAAUAAUCGUUGCCUUGUAAUUUACCUGAGCAUCAUAGGAUGCAAGUGAUGUCUCCUUUCAGUUUAUGCUAUUUUAGUUAACGAUGUCAAAGCAUG
This is a messenger RNA of Prunus mume (Japanese apricot), 1551 nucleotides long. RefSeq names its product zinc finger CCCH domain-containing protein 11-like. The record is from RefSeq and is a predicted model, not a curated record. Gene Ontology annotation, biological process: cytoplasmic translation. Gene Ontology annotation, cellular component: cytosol. Gene Ontology annotation, molecular function: metal ion binding; mRNA binding. Lineage: Eukaryota; Viridiplantae; Streptophyta; Magnoliopsida; Rosales; Rosaceae.